GGUGGCGGCGUUUUUUUUUGCGGCAUCGUGUUCGUAGCAACAGCAGCAGGGACAACGGAACAGCAUGCUGAAGCACUAGAACCAGGAGUCGAAACCGCUUCCCUAGCUGUUUAUCGUGCUCAGUUGUUGUGUAUCUUUCGUAGAGUGACAGUAUCGGUGUUGCGUACUCCGUCUCUAAAGAUGCCGAUAGGAACGUGAAACCAAAGUCAAUAGACAUACAAUCUAUUCAAUGAAGCAUCACGAGUGAAACUUCAGUCUAAUCUACUUUCAUAAAGUUUCUUAAUAAUUUAAAACCUAUUUAUGUAUUUAUGUAACGUGUAAGCAACCUAAUUUAUUUAUUUAUUUAACUUAUUCGCCAAAAUCUCGAUUUAAAACAAAAACAAAAAAAGUUAAAGAUUCAAUCGUUCAGUAAAACUUCAUCACACGCGUUCGAGUCAGUAAGUUUAGUUUAAAAAGUAAAAUUAAUUCCGACAAGUCAUUAAAUCUAGAAUCGUUUUGAGAAAACAACCAACAAACGCAAAAACCAAACUAAACAAACGACAGAAAAGUACAAAUUUAACUCUAAAAGCAACCAAAUCUACAAAGCAAAACAGUCAAAAUUAAGAGUUGACAAUAAGUUGAACCAAACGCAGAGUAGAGUUUUUUCCGAAAAAAAAAAUCAGCACAAAUCUCUCAACCGGAGCCAGUAUUAUUUCGUAAAACUGACAAAACAAAAGUAAAACAAGUACAAAUACAAACAAACAAAAUCAGCUGAAACAUAAAAAAACGCAAACCGAUAAAUAGUUAAACCCUAAAACCCAGAGCAAACCAAUACAGAGUAAUAGUAAAAAUCCGCAUAAACGAAAACUGUGAAAGUGUUCAAAUAGCUACGAUCUUAAGUGAAAAUGUUACCUUCAUGGGAAGCCGAUGGAAGAAAUUGAGUGUUAUUUUGAAAAAGGAGUGACAAAACCCAAUAUUUACCCUUGUCGUCGUCGUGUGAUUAAAACAUCGGAAGAAAACGAAGAAAGUUAGCGAAAAAUAUACCAAAAAAAAGCUAUAUAACACGAAAAUCCAGUGAACAGAAAACCAGUGAGCUUUGAUAAGAAAAAAAAAACCAUAACCCGAGGUUGAAAUUGAUUCCCGUUUAUUACGUUCGGAAGAAUUUUCGGUUUCUCUAGUCGUCGUCCAGUGAUUCGAAUAGAAAAGCGCGUUGUGAUCAAUUAGUGUGACCCUAAAGCAAUAGACAGACUAAGAUGUAGCAUGACAUCAAUGAUGAGUGCUAGCACUGCGGAGGAAACUGCCGAUCAUAGUUUACCUUCGUUUGCCUCAUUUUCCGCGGAGCUGGAGCCCUCAUGGGAUUACUACGACCGUCAGGAGCGCUCAAACGGUUCUACCAACGGAGGUGAUGUAAUAUCCUCCCAAACAAGCAAUAGUAGUUAUACCAGACCUUGGGAAAUGGAUUCCAAGGACCAUCGUGCAGCUGCAAUCACCAAUGGCAGUGGCGGCGGGGGAUUCGAACCAUUCCCCAAGCUUCCGUCAUUCCAGAGUCAAUUCCAUGGCUACAACGAUACGGCUAUGGUCACUCCAGAACCGAGUUUGCCACAAGUUACAGCCGUACCGGUGCCCAUCUCACCGAGUUCUGCAUCGCCCGGAACCGGUGGCUCCCUCACACAGCUUACACAGCUAACCCCAACGCCACUCCCGCCCCUUCAAGGUGGUCUCACACCGAUCGGAAGCUCCGGCUUUCACACACUGAGUGCUGUCAAUCCACGUCCGUACCCACUCGUACCUGCCCCGAUCCAAGCUCGUGAUAUUUCCGCCAUUAACCAACAGUACAUUGAUGAACGUCACAUCCAGCUGUAUCAGCCGAUCUCAAGCUUUCAGCCGCAGACCAUUCCCACCGUUACUGUGCUCAAAAAUGAAGUCGUCGACUUCGACUUGUCAUCGCUCAAGAAUGGCACCAUCCACCACAGCAACUUCCAAAGUUCGAUGCUGGAGAGCAACGUCUUCGUUCAAAACGGAGCAUCCAAUCCCACGUCAGUCCUUCAUCACCACCAACAUCACCAUCAUCAGCAACAGCCCCAAGCUCAACACCACCAACACCAUCAGACCGUGCACCAGUUGCACCAGCCGCAGCACAAUCUGGUCACUCCGUCGAUACAGGAGCACCACAUCACCAACAACAGCAAGCUGACCAGCUCGACUCCGGGCCUGGACAGUAGUACCGGCGCAAUAGGUGGUGGCAUAGGGGGCGGGCUUGGUGGCGGCGGUCAGUCAGCGCAGAUAUCACGGAUCGCUGACAACCGCAAGAAGGAACGGCGGAAAAUACGGGCACCCUCGCUCGAGUCUAGUGCCGAGUCCGAGGGAAGUGCAAUGGAAAUCGGCGAAAGUGGCAAUCCAGGCCAGGUGGCAGCCAUCUCCAGCACGGCCAACUUCAAGAGUCCGAUGCACACGAUGAGCAUGGACACGGACGAUGGCGGCAUGCCGGGCGAGAAGCAGACCAAGAAAAAGCGCAAACGCUGCGGCGAAUGCGUUGGCUGCUCGCGCAAGGACAACUGCGGAGACUGUGCGCCCUGUCGGAACGACAAGAGCCAUCAGAUCUGCAAAACUCGUCGUUGUGAAAAACUGACCGAGAAAAAGAUUCUGUACGGUCCCGACGGGCAGUUACUGAAACCGGAAUCGAAGCGCGGCCGAGGCAAGGGACGAUCCGCCAAAGCUAAGCAGCAGCAGGAGGCGAAUGCGGCCAGUGGAGGCGAAGGUGCCGCAGCCACUCCCAAUGGAGGCGCCACCACCGAUGCCAACGGAGCGGUCGUGACGUACGAUGCCAACGGGCAACCUGUGCGCGAAGGAAAACGAGGUCGCGGAAGAGGACGCGGUGGCGGGACUGGACGCGGUCGUAAGUCGCUGAACCUAGGUGCCACACCGAAGAACCUACCGCAGAACGCAUCGGCAGCUAGCCCGGCGCCAGCUUCGUUGCCACAUCCCUCACCAAACACCACCACCGGUGCCGUUGCCGCUGCAACCGGGACUUCCAAUGUGGUCCAAUCGAGCCAACUGGUGACCGUUUCCGGUGCCCAAACAGGUGUCAACGCCACGCUGCUCGCCAGCAACAACGCUAGCCAACCACUUCAGCAGCAGCAGCAACAGCUUGCACAGCAAAGCCAAUUGCAACAACAGCAGCAAACACCACAGCAACAACAAGUGCCAACAGUCGGUAUAAUCAAAGCCGAAACAAUGAAGGAUCAACCACAACAACCAAUGGCACCAAUGGCGUUCUACCCAACCUGGCAAGCCGACCCGUCGCAGGGCUGGCAGAAUCAAUUCAUCCAGCAGAUUCCGCAGAACACCCCCGCCAUCACGCCGCUCAACUCUCUCGAAUUCCAGCCACAGGGCUAUGCAGCAUACCAACCGAACAGCUAUGUUCAAACGGCCGGAAUCGGGUUCGACCCGAACUACGGUCGCACCUAUGCCGCACCGCCAACCGUUCAGCGAUACGAAUUCCAAACCAACCAAAUCACACCGAUCAACCAGGUAUCGCUGCAAAGCGUUUCCUUUGCACCGACCGUCACCUAUGCCGGUCAGGUCUCAACCGGUCCAGCCGUCGUAUCCCACAAUCCGCACGAUCAGUUCAAUCUCCAGCUGAACAAACAGACGUCGGGAAACGACAUGCCUGGAUAUCCACGGGUGAACAGCGUACCGCCGCGCUCACUCAAUUGUAAUGGAUAUUCAGGCCAAGACUAUGGCGGCCAAACCACCACCCAAGCCAGCUCGGCAACGACUAACGUAACCAACGCCAACGGAACGUCCACCAGCACCGGAGCCAACAGUGGCACCGGCAGCAGCAGUUCCAUGCACCCACCGGCACAGGUUCCUCAGUCGCCGAACCGACAAACACAACAGCAACCCCCACGUCCGAACUCCAACCAACAGCUGUACGCCCAGCAGUCUCCCAAUCCGUACAGCAGCAAUGGCAACAAUAGCAAUCUGCAGCAAUCGCCGAACCACAACAAUGGUGCUAACACCGCAAACAACAACAACGUCUAUGCACAGCAAACGCAUAGCGGCAUGCAUACCCCUUCACCCAUGCAAACACCAGACAAUCAUCAGUCGCCCAGUCACAUGAAUGGUGGUCAACAACAGUCCCAAGGCGACUGGGUGGGCUGGAAUCAACAACAACAGCAGCAAUCACCCGAUAUGUUCAACCAAUCGGAUCGAGUAAACCUCAACUCACGGUUGAAAACGAUGAUCAUGAACAAAAACGAUCCCAAGGACGGAGUCGGAGGCCUACAACCGACAGGUCAACACAUGAGUCAUCUAGGUGUCCAAGCACAGGGACCGGCCCAACAACAGACCGGUCAUUUUUUAUCGUAUAGCCACCAUCUCCGAGACAGUCUAACGCCUACAUCGCUAGCGGCUGGUGGUAGUAACCCUGCUUCCGGUCAGUCGCCAGCGCCCAUGAUGGGUGGCGGAACAGGCAGUGGCAGUAACAGUACAUCCAAUGAUGGUACUAUCGGAGAUGGUGGCGGUCUGAUCAACAGUAUAAGCAAUAUUGUUGAUCCCAACUGGAAGCAAAGCAGCAAAUCGCCUGGUCUAGGCGGCAUAGAGAGCAAUGGAACAAACAGAGCAGAGCACGAACAUCACACGCUUUUGAGCGACCUUCAUCACGGUAGUAAGCAUCAGGGUUUUGAGCAGAAGCAGCAAUUAAUCGACAAGAAUAAUACCGACCCAGGAGGUGGUGGCCUACAUCAUGAUACUGGCGGCGGACACGACAUCAAGCAUAAGCUUCAUUCCUCCAAAUCAUCGUCUUCAUCAUCGUCCUCCUCCAAAUCUAAGAGCAGUAGCCAUAAGAAUAGCGAUAAGCAUAGCAAAUCGAAAAACAAUCAUCAUCUCGACAUGAAUCAACCGAUAGACUCUAACAAAUCUUCCAGUAAUCUUAAUAGCUAUUCAAGCAGUAGUUUUAUGAACGAUCAACACUCAUCGUCAUCGUCGUCACCGUCGCCGUAUCCGAAUCUUAAUCAAACAUAUCCAGCAAUCAAUCAUAGCAGUAGUAGUAGUAACCAAUCGUCGCUUGGUCUCGGUGGCUACCCCAGCCAUCCCCUGGACAACAAGCUAGACGAUAAAACUCCUCUGAACCGGUUCCGCCACGACAACCUCAACAGCGGAUUCAAUCCACACCUUCCACAUCAGCAGUCUCCGCACGGCAUCCACAGCGGUGCUUUCCACCAUCCGCAAACGGCCACCAGCGGAAGUUCCUCCUCUUCCAGUUACAACCUAAUGAACGUGAAAAAGGAACCGGGUCUUUUGGAUGACGGCCAGCCAAUCAAGUCCGACGGUUACGAAAAGAACUACCAAAACUUCAUCCGCUACGGAGAAUACAACGACAGCAGUCAACCACCACAAAGCCAACUUCCCCAGCACGGCAGCUCUAGUCUCUCCGGAACGACGAAAUCUGAAUACAACAGCUACUACUCUCCUUACGGUACCUACCCAGGCUACCAAAACUAUCCCAACUAUCACAAUCAAAAUUUCAACAGUCCUUCGGGUAGCAGUGCGCUUCCACCAACACCAGAAGUAACAACACCACUACCCGCCAUCACCACACCCGUUGCCCAUCAAACCAACUUUGAGCAACAGAUCCCCGCCCAUACAUAUCCGAUUCCCAAAAACAGCGGCAUUCCGCAACCGGACGUUCCUAUCAAACUAGAAGCGGAAGACAACUCGUAUCUCACCAACACUAGUGUACCACCGAUGAGUGAACCUAGCCCGGUCAACAAUCUUCCUGCGGCCAUACCCAACAGCACUCCAAGCGCCCAAGCAGCACCCGAACCGGAAGCUCCCCCUCCGACACAACCAACCCCCACACCUACCACGGGGAAGUCCAAAAAGUCCGAAAAGAAAGAGAAGGCCAACAAAGAUUCGUCUUCCGGUGACAGUGAAACCAAACCUGAAGGCGGUAGUAGCAAAUCUAGCAAAAAGAAAGAAUCCAAAGGCUCGAAGAAGGAACAGGAAGCAGCCGCCAUUAAACAGGCGGAAGAUGAAAAACUGGAAAAGGCGCACAAACCGGAAGCACCGGACUGCGAUUGUUUCACCUCUUCGGACACAAAGGCUCCGUCCGAACCGGGAAGCUACUACACCCAUCUAGGUGCUGCAUCAUCCUUAGAAGAACUUCGCCGUGAAACAGAAACCCGUGUGGGUCUAUCCGGCAAACAACUACGGAUAGAGAAAGUUGUGUACACCGGCAAGGAAGGCAAGUCCAGCCAGGGUUGCCCGAUUGCCAAAUGGGUCAUCCGACGAGUCGAUCCGGAAGAGAAGCUUCUCUUCAUUGUAAAACGGAGACAAGGGCAUCGGUGUAAGGCGGCCUUCAUUGUGAUAUGUAUCGUAGUCUGGGAUGGUAUUCCAACGCAGGAAGCCGACAGCGUCUACCGGAUGUUGUCGGUCAAACUGAACAAAUACGGUCUUCCAACGGUGCGUCGCUGUGCGACCAACGAGAACCGAACUUGCGCCUGUCAGGGUCUUGAUCCGGAAACCUGUGGAGUGUCGUACAGCUUCGGCUGCAGCUGGUCCAUGUACUACAACGGUUGUAAAUACGCUCGCUCCAAAACGGUACGCAAGUUCCGUCUAUCGGUGAAGAACGAAGAAGCAGAAAUCGAAGAACGGAUGAACAUCUUGGCAACAAUGCUGAGUCCGCUGUACGUAACGGUUGCACCUCAAGCUUUCCAAAAUCAGGUCCAGUACGAACGGGAAGCUCCCGACUGUCGACUGGGACUGAAACCCGGAAAGCCUUUCUCAGGUGUAACCUGCUGUUUGGACUUCUGUGCUCAUACGCAUCGAGAUCUGCACAACAUGCAGGAUGGAUGCACGGUGCAGGUUACUCUACUAAAACCGCUUCCGCCUGGUGUCAAAGCCGAUGAUGAACAGCUACAUAUUCUUCCCCUGUACACCAUGGACACUACGGACGAGUUCGACAGCGAAGAAGGUCAAAAGAAAAAGGCCGAAACCGGAGCCGUACAAGUCCUGGAGAAAUUUGCAACUGAAGUUCGGGUGCGAUCAACUCCUCUGCAGCCAUGUCGACGUCAUGGAAAGAAACGAGGUAACGGCAAGGACGAGAAAUCAAAGGAUGAUUCAAACAAUGAGGAAUCGGUUCCAGAAACUCCUCCUCCCCCACCACCUCCGACGAAAAAGGAGAGUAAAUCUAAGAGCAAGAAAGGUUCCUCCAAUUCGUCAAACAACAGCAACAGUGGCAAUGGAAGCAACAGUAGUCAAAGCUCUUCAGGAUCUGGCUCACCGAAAGGCCAAAGUUCGAACAGCAAUAGCUCGAAAGCCAGUGGUGAAACUAGCGCUAAUGGUAACAACAGUGCGACGAAUGCAACUAAAGCAACUACCCCACAAGGACCGGCUACAGGAAACAAUGGGUCGAACAGUGCAUUUACUCCACCAAAUGCAAUUACCUCGCCAAACAAUGGAGGCAACAGCACACUCGUAGAUAUGGCUUCCAUGAUUGACAACUUCACUGAUGCCCAAUUGCAGUCCAACCAGAUCUCGAGCACGGUGCUGGAUUCACCGUAUAGUUACGACUACAACACCGGUCAAUACAUCGAUAACCGACAGUACUACAACAACUGGCCAACGGAUUACUACGGCAAUCGAACCGAUCCUAACAAAAUGUUGGGACGCAAUGAAGAAAUUCCCGAUACAACCACAAGACCCGGUAGCAACAGCAGUAAUUCUGCUUUCAGUCCUAGCAUACCGGAUCCGACGAAAACGCCAACCCCAAUCCAUCUAGAUGACUACAGUACUACCAAAUUGAACCAACAACAGAGUCAAAAUACGUACCACACGCUCCAACAGCCGGAGCAAGGUUUUGUUAAACCUAAACCACCAGACUACAACCCAGGCUAUGGUUACCACCCAAACACUCCUAUGGGCUAUGGUUACCAUUCACCGUACACGCCAUACGAUCCAUACCAGAACUACAACUACGGCUAUCCGCCCCAAAGCUACCACCCUACAUAUCACAACAUGUACUCGGCCACGCAGACUCAACUGCCAGGAACUGGUCCGGCACCUCCGCCUCCACCUACUGCGGUCAUACCGGCACCUCCUCCGCCAUCAAACUGGAAUCUCUAUCCACCACAUCCACACCAUCAGACACACAUCCCGCCCAGCACUCCUUCGCAGUUGCACACGCCGCAUCAGCCCCAUCUGAAUCCCAAGCAGCACGACAUUCCUCCAGCGAUGCAGCAAGCCCCGCAACCGCCGGCACCUCCACCACCGCCCAAGGAAACUCUCGGCGAAGUAACGGAAACCAACGAGAACGUGGACUGCUUCGAGGACUCGCAGAUGGGCGGAGUGGCCAUCGCGCUGCCGCACGGCAGCGUCGUCAUCGAAUGCGCCAAGCUGGAGAUGCACUCGACGACGGCCCUGAAGAAGCCGAAUCGCUUGAACCCGACCCGGAUGACGUUGAUCUUCUACCAGCAUCGGAAUCUGAACCGGCCGAAGCACGGCAUUGCCGAGUGGGCGGAGAAGAUGCGCCUGAAGAAGCUGGGCCUGGCCACGAACGAUCCCAUCGACGACAAGGACAUGCUGCUGAUGCAGGAGGACGACAUAAAGUCGGAACCGCUGGACGACCUGCACCACAUGCGGCACAUGGGCGAUGAACACGACAUGAUGGACGUCGAAUACUCGGGUGUCUAGUGGUGAGAGAAAAAUCUGCCACCAGGGCGACCGCUGGAUGAGCAGAUUACAGCAACACGCGGCAAUAGCAACAACCUAUCGGCGUCCGGUUUGGCGACGUCAGUGCCAUUGACAUCGCAGCCGCCUCUGCCGGCGGGUGGAAUUCCCGGUUCCAGUCGAGGAACGGCCUUCCACCAUCAGCAGUCGCAGCUGCCACAUCAGUGGCUCCCUACAACGGGACUCCAAAGCCAACCACACGAAAGACAUCAUGAUCCUAACCAGUACUACUACUAUUACUAUUACUGAAGACUACUACACUGAGGAAGAUGCGGAGGAGAAUAUAUCAAGCGAUGCUAGUGACUACAUAAGAUUUAGAACUUGGAAUACACACUCAAUGAGGAACACUAAUAAUACGUACGCUCCAGUAUUUUUGAGAAGCAAAACGAAAAACGGUAAGACGUAAAUUAAAAUGGCUAAGAUUUUGCAUUUUGUAAUUUACUUUGUAUUCACGUCAAUUGUUUUGACCGUGAAAAGCAUUUGAGUUACGUUUCGCAACACUCUCAACUGCUCAAACCAAUUCUUUGAUGAUUUCUGUUUGUGUGUCAAAAACCAAAUCUUCUGAUCAAAAUCCGUAUUUAUUUGACUUAUUCAAGAAUGAAACAAUAAUGACAACAACAAACGCACCUUCAGGCACACACUAAAAAACAACAUAGAAAAAGAUAUCAAAACUAACUUUUGAACAAAAAAUCAAAUAUUUUGAAAACAAGAAAUAGCAAAUUUAAAAUAAAAAAUAAUAAUCUAUAUCGAAGCCAAAAGUACAAAACAAACAAGUUGUUAACACAAAAGAAUCUGACUGUUCCACUUUAACUAUUGAUUUAGAAUCCAAAACAAAGUUUCUCGUCGAGAAAAAAAUGUCUGGACCAUUUAUUUCCUGCAUUAAUCUCCUCGAUUUUUUGCUGCUUAUUUUAAUCAAGAACUUGAUGAACGAAACAAACGCGAAAACUGCUCUCGCUCUAGACAGUUUACGUGGGAAGAACAAAGUUCUCCCAUUACUACCACUGCUACUAUGCUCUUUAGCUCCAAUUUGCUUAUAGAAUCGGAAAAGAUAUCACAAAUGUUUGCCAAUAAUUCAUUGCUAACGACAAACUAGCUGUUAUAGACUUUUUCUUUUGUAAAUACCAUUUUCAUGAUUGCAAACCCUACAACUAGGUCAACAGAAUUCCUUUUUUAACUUCAAAGUUUUCCGUUUCUCUAUCAAUCGUUUUCACUACACUUUUUCUUAGGUUAGAAUAAUUUCUUUCCAGUCUCCUAAUUUCACAUGGUAGAAUAAGUGAAAGCGCCAGCGCACGCAGCAUGCGAUAUGCACAUAUACUACAAUACAAACACAUUCAAAGCGAAAACAAAAAUUUCAAAGAUGAAAAAGUAUUAGUAUUUUAACUUAGUAUCUAGGUCUUGUUUUUGAUUUUCCCUGUAUUUUUUUAAAUAGCUCACUAAGUAGGUUUUUCUCUCUGUAAAAUCUCUUUACCAUUAGAAUCGUUUUUUAAUAUUGAAUAUUAUUCUUCUAACUGAUGAAGUGAAACAUGUAAAAGACAGUGAAAGGACAACCGUAACUCGAAUCAGUUUUAUCAAAUAAAAGAACUGAACAAAAAUGUAACCCAUCAUUUAUGUUAAGAAGUGUACAAGUGAAUGUUUUUAGUUUCCCUAAGAUCCAGCGACGAAAAGAAUCAUUAUUUAAUUAUCUAUUUAACUAUUUAUUACAAAAUGAAUCACACACUCACACACGCGCAUUGCAUCCAUACAAAAGUGACGUGAAUCUAAACAAUUAGAACAACAAGAAACACAAACACACACACACUUAAGCGUAUAAGUAAUUCUAUUAUUGUCAUUAAAUUAUCCAUUAGUUUUAAGUAUCAUUUGUCUCAUGAGAAAACACAUCAUCUUGUGUAAUUUUAGUUCUAGUAAACAAAUGAAGAAAGUAACAAAUCGCACGCUGGAAGGAAAAUCGCUACUUUAGUGCGCAUAUUGUUUAGCCAUAAAACAUAUAAAGAAUUACAACACAGUGAUUGGACACAGUGUUGGCGAGUCAGUUUUGAUUUAAUACUUCUUUCUGUACUACAAACACUCACAGACAAACAGACGUGUUGGUUUUCAACUGCUCCGUAGAACAAGACCAUAAUUACAAGUAGAUGUAAAAUAAAAUCGUAGGGAUGUUAUAUAGAAGUAAUUAAGACAUGAAAGAAAACACUGAUGAUGAUGAUAAUGAGGAUAAAAGGUGCGUCGCAAACGCGUGUGUAGAAAGAAAAGAAAACAAGACAAAUUUGCCAUAUUCUGAAGAAAAAAAAACAUUAGAACGUCAACCGUGCGUAAAAGGUAAUGAAUACUCAUAUACGUGAACAUUAUUUUUCAAGUAAUACCAAUAAAUUGCAGUUUUUAAUUCAAAAUUGUCGGGUUUGUUUUAUUUUUUGUUUACCACUUAGUUUUAUUUGAAAGAAAGCGAAACCCAGCAUAUAACUCAAAACAUUCAAGAUGGCGGCCAAUAGCGAUAAUGGAUCUCAUCGCAGCAACCAAUACGUUUGUUCUACUGUCACCCCUGACACAUAAUCAAACUGUAUGCAAGAAAGAGAAACAAACUGAAUGCGAAUAACAUACCGUAAUAGGAAAUAAAGUUAAUGGUUCUUUCUUUAAACGUAGAUGACCGAAGGCAACAUAACAACAGAAUAUGAAACCUAUGAUGCCAUAUUUGAGUGUAAAUUAUUGUUAAUGAACAUAAAUGACAAAGAACGUAGAGGCAAUGAAAUAAGAUACAUAGUUAUAAAAAAGUAUAUUUUUCGGAACAACCAAAACAAAAUUGACAACAAUUUGAAGGAUGUUUAGCUAUUAAAACAAAUAAUAUACGUAUUGAAGAUGAGAUAAGCUUUGUAGGUUUUAACUAAAAUUUUCCCCAAGUAAGAAAUCAAGGCAGGCAGUGGAUUCAGCUUACAUAAAGAUAAAACCCAUCGCAAUUACACUGUUUCAUUUUUUGUAUUAUUUUUAUUCAACUAUAUCUAGACCGCAGAAUACAUAAUCGACUAUCUCUCUCAGAUGCUUUUAAGAAGAAGAAAUAACGGCUCUUCAAACUAUUUACUUUCUGAUAAGCAUAACAUAAAACGAAUAUGUAAUGCCAAAAAAGACUCAAGCGAGAGCGGGAUUACUUCGUGGAACAAAACGUUAAAAAUGAAGUAUAUUUUGUAGGAAUUAAAAGCAAUCA
This is a messenger RNA of Aedes aegypti (yellow fever mosquito), 11899 nucleotides long. It is a transcript of the gene Tet, whose product is annotated as DNA N6-methyl adenine demethylase. The transcript is spliced from 15 exons. Gene Ontology annotation, molecular function: zinc ion binding; DNA 5-methylcytosine dioxygenase activity; DNA binding. The record is from RefSeq and is a predicted model, not a curated record. Gene Ontology annotation, biological process: positive regulation of transcription by RNA polymerase II; oxidative demethylation. The coding region runs from base 1240 to 8673 and encodes 2477 amino acids. Lineage: Eukaryota; Metazoa; Arthropoda; Insecta; Diptera; Culicidae. Gene Ontology annotation, cellular component: nucleus.